Messenger RNA from Aphis gossypii (cotton aphid), 3444 nucleotides. Its product is annotated as chondroitin sulfate synthase 1-like. NCBI's taxonomy places the organism in Eukaryota, Metazoa, Arthropoda, Insecta, Hemiptera, Aphididae. Gene Ontology annotation, molecular function: glucuronosyl-N-acetylgalactosaminyl-proteoglycan 4-beta-N-acetylgalactosaminyltransferase activity. The record is from RefSeq and is a predicted model, not a curated record. Gene Ontology annotation, cellular component: Golgi cisterna membrane.
GCGGGUCCACCGUCGAGUGCCGACGACGAUCGCGACGGUGUGUCAGUGCGUUCGUGCGAUUCGGACACGCAGCACCGGUGUCGUCGUUUCAACGUUUGAUACUACGUAACAGUCGUGCGCACACUCGCGUAGUUAUAUUAUAUACUAUAAUAUUAUUAUAAUAUCGAUUUCAUAAAUAAUAUAUCGUUUCGGUAACAGACGCGCGCAAAAAAAAAAAUUUGGGACCAACGAUUUUCGCGAUCACAGUCGAUCGGCGGUACCGCCGUUUCCGUUCGUCCGCUAUGUGAAAAACGUAUAUACGUACAGUGCAUCGAGCGGUGCAGCGUACGGACGAUGAGGCGCCGAUGGCCGCCUCGACAGACACCGAACACCGCGACCACCAUCACGACCACCACCGGCACUAUCAUCAGUACGGCCGUCCGGUGGUACCGCAGCAGCAGCAGCAGCACUACUAUGCUGGCUACAAGACCGCCGCGGUCAAGAAACACCGGUCGCCGGCCGGCGGUAGGAAGAAAUCCUCCGGCAACCGUAGGCGGCGUCUGACGCACGUGUUGGCCGGCAUCGUCCUGGGACUGUUGGUCGGCUACACGUUCGGCGGGUCGUACGGCCGACUGCGGUUGUACGCCGGUUGCGGCGGCGGUACCGAAGGCGCGGGCGGCCGGACGACCGGCGCGCUGCGGCCGCUGCAGCAGCAAUCGCCGCCGGUCCAGCACGACGACGAGGACGACGGGACCGGCGGAGCGAUGCCCGCGGCCGGCGGCGGCGGACCGCCCGAGUCGCUGCUGUUCGUCGGCGUGAUGACGGCCAACCGGUACCUGGCCACCAGGGCGGCCGCCGUCCACAGCACGUGGGCGCGUCGCGUGCCCGGCCGCGUGAUGUUCUACACGUCGGAGACGUCGGUCCGGCCGCCCGGCGCGGCCGACCUGCCGCUCGUCCGGUUGCCGACGGUGGACGACUCGUACCCGCCGCAAAAAAAGUCGUUCCUGAUGCUGCAGCACAUGUGGGACAACUACGGCAGCGCGUACGAGUGGUUCAUGCGGGCCGACGACGACGUGUACGUCCGUCCGGACCGGCUGGCCGCGCUGCUCCGGUCGGUGGACAGCCGGAAACCAGUGUUCAUCGGACAGGCGGGCCGCGGCAACCAAGAGGAGUUCGGUCUGCUGAGUCUCGAGUACGACGAGAACUUCUGCAUGGGCGGGCCCGGCGUGAUCAUGAGCCGCGAGACCCUGGCCCGGGUGGUGCCGCACAUCAAACACUGCCUGAAGAACCUCUUCACCACGCACGAGGACGUCGAGCUGGGCCGGUGCGUGCAAAAAUACGCUGGCGUGUCGUGCACGUGGUCCUACGAGAUGCAAACUAUUUUGUACCACAACUCCAGUGGCCGUGAUGCGUUCACUGGCAAUUUGAAACAGAAAGAAGUGCACCGAGCCAUAACUCUCCAUCCAGUCAAACAGCAUAGUCACAUGUAUAGGAUACACAACUACAUGAAGAGUCUAGAGUUGCAAGAUAUACUCCAGAAGAAGAUCCUAUUGCAUCGGGACGUACGAUCUAUGAUGGAUCAGUUGAAUAGUACUCACUCGCUACCGUCCAACGAGUUCCGGCUGACCGGCGACUCGAAACAACUGUUCUCGUCCCGGCCAGGAAGUCCUAAUUACCUAGGCGAUACGGACCUGUUGGGACUUCCACCGGGCUUGAACAAGUAUAGGCCACGCAAGGUGGCAGACGUUAUCAAAUGGGACUUUAUAUCAAAGGCUUGGUAUUCGGACACGGAUGCAAAUCCCAGGCGACGGAUUGAUUCCUACACGAAAGAGGGCCUUGAUGACGUCGUUCGGGAGGUGAUGGAUUUGAUAAAUAAAUUUUCCAAGCAACGUGGUCGGGUGAUCGAUUUUAAAGAAAUAUUCUACGGUUACCAAAGGGUGAACCCAUUAUACGGCGUCGACUAUAUGUUGGAUAUGUUGCUGAUGUACAAGAAAUACCGAGGAAAGAAAAUGACUGUUCCUGUGCGGCGACACGCAUACCUCCAACAGCAGUUUACCGGUUUCGAAGUUCGCGAAGUGCUGGACGGUUCGGAAGUGAAGCUGAAAACGCAGCAGCAGGACGCCGAAGCGUACGACGACGACGACGCGGCGGGGAAUCCGUCCAGGGACAUCGCGGACAACGGCAUGGUCCGAGUGGAAGGGCCGCCGGCCAAGCGUCGGCCGGACAGCCAAACCAAGACUGUCCACUUCGUGUUGCCGCUGUUCAACCGGCUGGCCACGUUCGCCCGGUUCGUGGACAACUACGAGUCGGUGUGCCUGGCCAACGACGAGCGCGUCACGCUGACGGUGGUGCCCUACGGACGGGCCACCGCGGACGGGGCGGCCGCGACGGUGGCCCGGCUCGCGGCCCGUUACCCGGACGCGCUCACCGUGCUUCCGGACGCCGGUGGCCAGUUUGCCAGGGCGGAAGCGCUGCACGCGGGCGCCGUGCACGCGGCCGGCCCGCCACCGGACGACCUGCUGUUCUUCGUCGACGUGGACAUGCUGUGGACGGCCGCGACGUUGGACCGGGUCCGGUUGAACACGGUCCGCGGCCACACCGUGUACUUCCCCAUCGUGUACAGCGAAUACGACCCCGUCGUGGUGUACGGCCGGGCGUCCGGGUCCCCGAACCACUUCCUAGUCAACCAGGACACCGGAUACUGGCGGCAGUACGGGUUCGGCAUCGUCAGCGCGUACGCCACCGACCUGGCGGCCGCCGGUGGCCUGGACACGUCCAUCCGGGGCUGGGGCAACGAGGACGUGGACCUGUUCGAGAAGUUCGUGCGGUCGCGGACCGCGGUGUCCGUGUUCCGCGCCGCCGACCCGGACCUGGUGCACGUGUACCACCCGGUGGAGUGCGACGCCGGGCUGCCCGAGCCCAAGGCCCGGAUGUGCGCCAACACCAGGUUCGAGACGUACGGUAACGUGGACCAGUUCGCCAACAUCAUCUACAAGAACAGGGACGCGGUGUACGAGUUCGCGGCCGGCCGACUGCGGAACGUGUCGACCGCCGCGACGCAACCACCGGCGCACCCUCUGCCCGUGUCCAAGUCGGUGCCCCGACCGGGCGUUUAAUAAUAUCAAAAUAUUGUCAUCGUACUUGCCACAUUAUUUUUAGUCGUUUUUAUCGUAAACGAACAAGAACGGCCAAUUUGCGUCGUGAUCUCAAGUCGAUCGAGAAAAUCGUGUCUCUCUCUCUCUCUCUCUCUUAAUACGUCUCUCUCUCUAAAUAUAAUAUAUAUAUAUAUAUAAUAAAUUUAUCAUAAUAUUAUUAAUAUAAUGUUUAAAACGUAUCGUGAUAUUAUUAUUGUACCAGUUGUAAUAUGAUUUUAUUAAUAAUUGUAUAGGUACUAUUAUUAGUUAUUGCGACUGAUAAAUGUUUAUCAUAAUAAUUAAGGAAAUAAUAUAACAAAUUUAUUAAAUA